AUGUCACUCGAAGAAACGACCAACCAGGCCAAGCAGCCGCAGCUUAACAAGCAGGAAACCAACCAGUCGACGGCCAGCGCUUUACCCUCAGAACCGCUGUCCGGCCACUUGAACCACUUAUCAGAUAAACAGUCAGAAGCUCUGGGUGCCUUUAAGAAAGAAUGCGUAGCACGCAACAUCUAUACACCGGCCGGGGAGGGCGUGAAAGCGAGCCAUGACGAUUCGACCUUGCUACGGUUCCUUCGAGCUCGCAGGUUCGAUGUUAACGGUGCCCUGGCCCAGUUUCAGGCGACGGAGGAAUGGCGAAAGGAGAACCAGAUCGAUGCGUUGUAUGAGAACUUCGACGUCGACUCGUACGAAGAAGCUCGCAAAGUGUAUCCCCAAUGGACGGGACGACGUGAUCGGAGAGGCAUACCCGUCUACGUCUAUACCAUCAAGCAUCUAAAUAGCAAGAACAUGACCGCAUACUCCUCGUCUGCGGCCAGCACUGCUACCUCUGCUACACAUACCUCUUCCAAGGUCCCCGCGCGUCUGCUCCGGCUCUUUGCGUUGUAUGAGAACAUGGUCCGGUUUGUCCUGCCACUGUGCUCCAACCUGGACCGGCCGAACCCAGAGACGCCUAUUGUUAAUACUACGAAUAUUGUCGAUAUAACCGGGGUAGGGUUAAAGCAGUUUUGGAACUUAAAGGGUCAUAUGCAGGACGCGAGUACCUUGGCCACGGCGCAUUAUCCAGAGACCCUGGACCGAAUAUUUAUUAUUGGCGCACCCGUCUUCUUCCCCACGGUCUGGGGCUGGAUAAAGCGCUGGUUCGACCCCGGCACGACGUCGAAGAUAUUCAUACUUACUGCUGCUGAGGUGCAGCCGACUCUCUCGUCAUUUAUAGAUGCUAAGAAUAUCCCUAAACGGUACGGAGGCGAGCUUGAAUGGGAUUGGGGCGACAUGCCGAACUUGGAUGAACCUGCCAGGGCCAUUGCAGGUUCGCUAGAGAAAGUCGGUCAGUACGCCGAUCUACCAGAGGACGGCGAGGCCGCAAAGGAUGCCGAGACGAGGAAAGCCAACUUCGUCAAGGGACCCGUCGUCGUCCACGAUGACAAGAUAGAUGUCUACGGCAGCGUCAAGGGAGAGAGCAGGAGGAAGAGCCUACCAUUACACUUGAGCCAGGACGAGAAAGGCGCUGAAAUCAUAGGACAGGAGCAGAGCGGAGAGUCGGAUUCUACGGUCCAACUGUCCAACGACCUGGAAAAGGUCGCCCUGUCCUGUAACGAUGAGAAUACUGCUCCAACCACAAACGUCGUGACUCCUGCGUGA
This is a messenger RNA of Microsporum canis CBS 113480, 1308 nucleotides long. RefSeq names its product CRAL/TRIO domain-containing protein. NCBI's taxonomy places the organism in Eukaryota, Fungi, Ascomycota, Eurotiomycetes, Onygenales, Arthrodermataceae. The record is from RefSeq and is a predicted model, not a curated record. The transcript is spliced from 4 exons. Bases 1 to 1308 code for a protein of 435 amino acids.